AUGGCAUCGUCUUCAUCUUCGACCAUCUUCUAUGGCGUCACAGAAGCGGGCCUUCAAAAUCAGAUGAAGCAGACGCCGUUAUCUUCUGAUUGUACUCCCUCCUCAGCGACGCCGUCACCUGCUGUGCCUCAGAAGAAAAAAAGGAACCUGCCAGGAACACCAAGCAAGUAUCUAAAACACAAAAAAUCUUACUAGUAUCGAUCUCAGGACCUUCUCUUCGCAUAUUUACAAGGAAAUCACAUAUAUAUUUUUAUCUGAGCCUUCCGUAGCGUGCUCUUAAUUCCAAAGAGGGUGUUCUCCAAGUUCCCUUAUCAAGACGAUAUUCCAUGUCCACUAAGCCACUGAAUUGGGUAUUUCUUUUGCAAUAGAGGCGCUAUUCAUAGCCUCCUGUGCCCUACGAGAAAAUUCUUUGAUAUUGAAAUGGUUUCCAAUUUACCAAUACACUAAAUUUCAAGCCCCAAGUCAGAAUUAGAAGAUCUGAUUAACUUUUGGGUCUGGUUAAGAUCCACAGUACGCACACAUUUCUUCACACUCAGAUAUAAAUAUGAAUCGAUCGGGCUGAUUGACGAAUUCAUCUGACUCAGUGAUCAAGUGCCACUCCUAUUAUCUUUCACCUAUGUCCAUGAAAUAGCUCAUUAACGCCAUUUUGACUGAUAUAGAUCCUGACGCCGAGGUAAUAGCUCUAUCGCCGAAGACUCUACUGGCAACGAACCGCUUCAUCUGCGAGGUGUGCAAGAAGGGAUUCCAAAGAGAGCAGAACCUGCAGUUGCACCGGAGGGGGCACAACCUGCCAUGGAAGCUUCGGCAGAAGAGCACCACGGAGGUGAAGCGGCGGGUAUACGUGUGUCCGGAGCCCACCUGUGUCCACCACGACCCCUCGCGAGCGCUCGGUGACCUUACGGGCAUCAAGAAGCACUAUUGCCGCAAGCACGGAGAAAAGAAGUGGAAGUGCGACAAGUGCUCCAAGCGCUACGCUGUCCAGUCGGACUGGAAGGCCCACUCCAAGACCUGCGGCACCCGCGAGUACCGAUGCGACUGCGGCACUCUCUUCUCUCGGUAGGCUUCUCACAUCCUUCUCCCGAAGUAUUCCUCCUACGCCGUUUAUCGCCGUAUGUCUCCCUCCUCCUCUCAUUUCCAUGUGUUCAUGUGGGUGCUACAUUUCGUAACGGUAGGAAUUUCAUUAUCGGUUCUGUCGGUGACGUUACGCGUGAGCCUGUUUUGUUGUUUUCUGUUUCCCGAGGUCAGGACUGUAGUUCUCCUCUCGUUUGAGACUGGAAGGAUGAAGAAAGAGGGUGGUUAGGGUUAGGGUUAUGGGUAGCAGGGGUGGUAACGUCUCGAGGACAAAUGCCAGUGUAACUGUGGGACUGUGGAACUGCUCCCACGUGAAUCGUGCCCCGACUUCGGGCCACCGCCGUAGUAUAGCUGAAGCAUGUUGAGAUAUUUCAUAGGAGGGGAAGUGAUAUUUUCAUUUUCGAAAUCAACGCCAAGUUUGCACUUAGACUCCUGACCUCCUCUUCACUUGUGAGUCCCGCCGUAUCCUUUUCUGUUCACGUGCCGCCGUGUAAGGCAAGUUCGCAGCAGGGUUUUCUUCUCCUCUGGGUUGACCACAGUAGAGCAAGCUUGGCGCUCUGCAUUCAAUUCGAGCUCAUCUUUUCAUGAAAACGUUAGUGUUGGGAAGAGAAGAUCUCCCAUCUCUUGUUCCUGGGUUCUUCUGUAAAAGGCUCUCUUUCUCUCUCUCUUUCUCUCUCUCUCUCUCUCUAUCUCUUUCUCUCUCUGUGCCUCUCUCAUUCAUUAAUUGAAUAGAGUUCCACAAAUGUGUUGGCCACGUUGUUAGGGACGGUAGUCUGGGAGCUGUGGGUUCAGCUCUUUGGUUAGAAUCUAUCAGGGGGAUCAUCGAGACACCGGAGAAGCUUAUUCUUUCAAAGUGAUGCAUGGGGAUGAAUGUUCGUUUCAUGUUUCCUGCAAUGGUUCCUCCUCUGCAUUCAUUGCGGAGGGUAGCCAAGAAAAGGCUUCUUGGCCCUGUUCGUUCCAUGAAUGAAUGAAGACAAGGCCCUUUACUGGCUUCCUUUGUUUCUCCUUCAGGAUCUUAAGAUGAAGCAGUCGUUUUCCCUUCCUUUCUUCCUCUCUCCAAGACUGACAACUUUUUUCUGUUUAUACUAUAGUUUUGUAUUCAAGGAAUGAUACUUAUUCCAUGGCUGUGCUUCUUCCUCUACAUGUGCCUUCAUUUCCAUAAUUAGCCCGUUGCUAACGCAGAAGCUCGACGUAAAUCAAGAUAACCCAUGAAUACUUUGUCUUGAUUUUUGCAGGCGAGACAGCUUCAUUACCCACCGAGCGUUCUGCGACGUACUAGCCCAGGAGAGUGCCGUGAUACCCGCUGGGCUGAAUGCGUUAGGGGGGCCCUUAUACGGGGGCAGGAGCAACAUGUCCCUUGGCCUGUCUCAGGUAAACUCCCAAAUCUCUUCUCUCCAGGACUCGACCAGAGCGUCCAGCGACAUCCUCCGGCUUGGAGGCUGUGGCGGUGCUGCCCAAUUCAGCCACCUCUCCUCUCCUCUCGAUACCUCGUCCUCGCGUCAGCAUCAACCAAGUGCUUCUUCUGGGUUCUUCUUCACCGGCUCCAGUCAGGACUUUCUCAAUGGCAAGUCCUGCCAUGGCUUGAUGCAACUUCCGGAACUCCACAACAAUACGGCCACAUCCCCUCCUGCUGUGAGCUCAGCAGCCGCCAGUUUGUUCCAUCUUGGCUUCUUCUCCAACACCAGCAGCAGCACCGGAAGCGUCAGCAAUACGAAUAAUGUCGCUAACCAGGGUAAUCACUUGCUGGUUCCUGAUCAGUAUAGCGACAGCAAUAGGCCCGGAGAGGCACCAUCGUUCUUCGCUGGAAAUCUAGUGGAUGAUCACGUGGCCUCCGCCAUGUCCUCUCUCUAUAACACCUCGUUGCAGAACGGAGGAGUGCUUCCUCAGAUGUCAGCAACCGCUUUACUCCAGAAAGCUUCCCAAAUGGGUGCGACCACGAGUGGCAGCAGACCUUCCUUGCACAGGGGCGUCGGAGUUCCGUCUUCUUUCGUGAACGCUAAACCGAUCAACCUCAAGACCGUUUUUGGUGGCGGCAGCGGUGGAGAGAGCUCACGGAGGCAGAUUGAAAGCGAGACCCAUCUCCAAGAUCUCAUGAACUCUCUAGCAAACGGAAACACUGGUAUGUUUGGCGGUGGCUCUAGAGAAGUAGCGAUGACAUUUGGAGGAAGCUACGGCGGCGGUGGGCAUGGGCAGGACGUCGCUUAUGGUGGGUUCGAUCCGAGUUUAUGUGAUGUCGACGAUGGGAACCUGCACCAUAGCCUACAGUUUGGGAAUGCAGAGGGCUCGGACGGGUUGACCAGGGAUUUCUUGGGGGUCGGCAGAAUGGUGAGGACCAUCCGAGAGGGGAUUUCGCAGAGAGAACAUAACCAUGGCGUGGACAUCAGCCUGUUAGAAUCUGGGAUGAAUUCUUCAUCAGCAAGUAGGUCUUUUGCAGGUGGGAAUCUCCAAUGA
Molecule: messenger RNA, 3522 nt
Organism: Spirodela intermedia
Lineage: Eukaryota; Viridiplantae; Streptophyta; Magnoliopsida; Alismatales; Araceae
Source: the annotation of a GenBank genome assembly